AUGAGCGACUCGCUCCAUGGCAACCACAGCGACAUCGAGGCCACUGUGUCGACCAUCGCCGACCUCCAGGCAAUGGUCGAGGGCCUCGUCCAGGGCUCGGUCGAGCCAAGUCCCGAGGCCUCGCGCCGCUUCACAUCGCGGAGCCAACUUUCCGGGUCGCAGCGGUCGAUUUCCUCCAUGGUGUCGGAGCACGAGCAAGGCGCGACCUCGACCGUCAUCGACCUCGAGGGCCUGCGUUUCGGCGACCCGAACGGCGAGCUCGAGGGGCCCCUGGUGCUGUCGGGGCCCGUCAUCCUCCGCAACGGGCAGCUCCACGUCCCGCACGGCGUGUUCGUGGCCGCGUCCGGCGUGAUCCUCGAAGACCUGGAGAUCGAGGCGACGGUCGCGGGCGCCGCGGCGGUGACCGUGCGCGGGCGCGGCGCGGCGACUAUUAUGCGGUGCUCUCUCGUGGCCUCGGGCGGGCCGGGGCUGGCGUGCGUCGGCUCCGGCGCGGACAUCGCCGCGCGCAGCUGCGAGGUGGCGCCGUGCGGCGAGUGCGGCGUCGUCGCCCGCAGCGGCGGGUGCGUGCAUCUGCAGGACUGCAGGGUUCACGGGCCCCGCAGUGGCGCGGCGGUGAGCGCGGAGGGCAGCGGGUCGAUCGCGACGCUCGAGGAUACGGUCGUGGAUCGCUGCACGCACGCGGGGCUGCGCGCGGCGGGCGGGGCGACGGUGGGCGUGGAGGGCGGGCACGUCGCCGGCAGCAUGGCAGCGGGCGCGGUCGCUGACGGAGAGGGCACGCGGCUCUCGCUGCGCUCGGUGCACCUCGCCCGGUGCGCGACGGGCUGCCUGGUGAUGGCCGGCGCGACGGCGGAGCUCGCCGGCUGCGAGGUCUCGGGCUCGCACAGCGCUGCCGUCGUGGUGCGGGGCCGGCACACGACGUGCGUCUCAGGCGCGUGCGCGUUCGCCGGCAGCGGCGCGGCCGCGGUCGUCGUCGUGCAGGAGGGCGCGAGCUUCGACGCGACGGGGCUGCUCGUCAGCCACGCCAGGCACGGCUCCCUGUUGCACGUUGACGACUCCGCGAAAGCCUGCCUGCGCGCCUGCGACCUGUGGGCGAGCUCCGACCACGCCGUCGUGCUGUCGAACUCCGCGACCAUGUAUCUGGACGGCUGCCGCGUGGGAGGGUCGCUGCACGGCAGCGUCAUCCGGGCGGACGGCCCUGGCGCGCGCGCGGAGGUGACGGCCACCGUGCUGGUCGGCUCCGAGGGGAGCGUCGCGCAUGCGACGAAUGGGGCGGUGAUCGACGUCGCGAAGAGCCUCCUCGCGCGCUCGAGCGGCGACGGCGCGCUGGCGGAAGGCAGCGCGGAGGGCAGGCCGUCUUCGGCGCGCCUGCGGUCGUGCUGGGUCAUGCACGUCGCGCACAGCGCCGCCGCCGCCCUUGACGGCGGCCACGUCGAGGUGUCCGGCACGCAGCUGCUUCCGACGUCGCUCCUGCGCCUCCCGACGGCCGACCCGGCGGUCUCUGGCACGGUCGCGCUGCCGUCGUGGUUUGGCGCGCAGGCGACGAGCGGCGCGGCAGCGUCGCUCAGCCGGCCGCCACAGACGCUCACGACGCUAGACAGCGACGGAACGUUCAGGUUCCCGCACGACUUGGACCGCCGGAGCGUCCUGGGCACUCCGGGGAUGGAGGCAGGCGCUGCGCCGCGCAUAGAGGGGCGGCUGCGGCCCAGCAAGGCGUCGCUGCGCGCGGGGGAGAACUGGCACCGCCGCUCCGUGUCGCUGUCCGACGCCUUCGACGACCCGACGCUGCUGACGGCGGGGAACAACGACGAGUGGGAGAAGCUCGCCGCGCAGUCGCCCUUCCACUGGCGGCCCGACGAGGGCGGAAUCCCGGACCUCUUGCUCUUCCGGACGCCGCCGGACGUCGCGGCCGCUGCGCUGGAGCGGGAGCUCGUCGCUGGCGGAAUGGCGGCGCGGUCGGUAGAGCAGAGGCUGGCGGAGAGCGCGGUGAACUCGGCGCACGGCGUGACGUCGGACGGGCUGGGGUCGCGGCUGUUCCUCGCAAAUGUCGAGCUGCACGCCUCCGUCGCGUCCGCGGCGCUCGCGCGCGCGGGGGGGCUGAUUUCGAUCGAGAGCAGCGAGGUACACCCCCCCGGGUCCAAAACAACGCUGCACGCAGCGGCAAGCGCGACGGGGCAGCGCUCGAUGCUGCAGGUGCGCGGGAGCACGUUCCACGGAACGCCGGGCGCCGUGCCGUGCAUCCACGUGCACGACGGCGCCACGGCGGAGCUCGCGGACGUGCGACUUCUGUGCGACGGCAAAGCUAAGGGGUCCUCCGGCGCCCUCGUGUCCGGCCUCGGCGCGUCCCUGCGGCUGUCGGGGGCCGUCAUCGUCGGCUUCGCUCAGGGCAUCGUCGCGCAGGCUGGCGCGCGCGCCACCUGCGCAAGCGUCCGCGUUCAGGGCCCGGGCCUGCAGUGCGGCAUCGUGUCCUCCGGAAACGGCUCGGACGCCGGGUGCCUCGACGCGGCCGUCGACAGCGCGGACGUGGCCGCGUUCCGCGCGGCCGCGGGCGCGACGCUCCGGCUCGAGCGCGCCGCCGCGACGCACAGUGGGUCGGUGGGCUUCGAGGCUGCGGGAUCCGGAACGACCCUCGAGCUGCGGUCCUGCGAGACUGUCGGGUCCGUCCUGGCCGGGAUGCACGUCCACGACGGCGCGGAGGCGAUGGCGGAGGCGUCGCGGUUCGCGGAGUCGGAGCGGGCCAGCGGCGCGGUGGCGGAGGGGCAGGGGACGUCGGUUGCGCUUCUGGCCGGCUGCAAGCUGGCCGGGAACCGCGCGCACGGCCUCGAAGUCGUCUCCGGAGCGCACGCGUCGCUCGCGGCGUGCGAGGUGGCUGCGAGCGGGCUCGACGCCGAGGGCCACUGCCUCCGCUUGGACGGCGACGGCAGCACCGUCUCGGCGAGCGACUCGGUGUUCUGCGGGUCCGCCGCAACUGGGAUCUUCGUCGGCGGCGGGGCGUCGCUCUCGCUCAGCGGCGGCGCCGUGCGGGACUGCGCGGGGCCCUGCGUCCACGGCCGCGCCGAGGACACGGGCGGCGCGGCGGUUGAGCUGUGCAACGUUGCAAUGUCAGCGAACGCAUCCUCGGGGCCGUGCCUGCUCCUCCAGGGCGCCGGAACGAUAGCGCGCGGCGUGCAGCUGCAGCUGCGGGGCGAUCCUCCGCAGCCGGACAGCGCGCACGUGUCGCUGCAGGACUCCCCCGGGGUGUUGACGGUGCUGGAUCUGUGCAUGGUGGACAGCGGGGCGGCGCUGCGGCUGCAGGAGUCGACGUUGUUCUCGGAGACGCGCGACCAGCUGUGGCGCGGCGCGCGCGUGGCGGGCAGGGGCUCCGCCGUCACGUUCGAGCGCUGCGUCAUCCGGGGACUGCUGUCGGGCGCGCUGAUUCAGGAGAAGGCGACGUGCUUGGUUGCGGGCUGUCAGGUCGAAGCCACCGAGCUGUACGAAGGUCCGCAGCCCUCUGCGGUCCUCCACGCCGUCGGCGAGGGGUCCGCGGGGCGGGUCGACGGCUGCACGAUCAACGGGCCGCUGGGGGGGCUCUUCGCUGAGUCAGACUCCCCCGCCGCUGCCGAGACCCCGAGCACGCCGGCUUUCGUCGCCGCGAAGCAGAUUUGGCAGCAGCGCUCCCUGUCGGCCGACGCGGACGCGCAACCCGCCGAGCAGCCCGUGGAGUCCCCCCCCCUGACUGUGCCAGAGUCCACCCCGAUGGUCUCCGUGACCGAGACCGCGAUCAGCGCGGUGGAAGACGACGACGACGACGAGCGCGAGUCCGUGCGGGACGACCGCUUCGGACCCGUCAUCUCCGGCAGCGGCCGCGGCACCGUGCUGCGACUGCGCUCGGUUGCCCUCCGCGCAUCCGUGGACAGCGGGGCCGGCACGGCGGCGGCGGGGCCAGGAAGCGCCGACGCAGCCACGAUGGAGACGCCGCGCAUGCCGGCGCCGCCGAGGGCACGAGACGCCGCGAGCGGAGGCGGGGGCGCCGGGGCGGGCCAUCGCGGGGGUGUGUUGGUGUCCUCCGGGGCGUCGGCGACGGCGUUCGCGUGGCACGCGGAGGGCAUGUCGGGCUACGCGGCGAGGUGCGAGGGCGCCGGGAGCUCCCUGCGGCUGGACUCGUGCGUGCUGCGCGGCACGGGCGGCAACGCAGUGGAGAGCUGCGACGGUGCGGAGGUGGUCGCGGACGGGUGCGACAUCUGCGGGUCGAGGGGAGUGGGGGCGGUCGCGAAGGACGCUGGGGCGAUAUCGAUGACGCGGACGCAGGUGGCGGGGAACCGCGGCGGAGGCGUGGUCGGGCGGCACUGGUCGACGGUGCGUGCCAGCCAGUGCACGUUCUCGGGCGGGUCCUCUGCGGGGCCGCUGGCGUGUGCUCGGGGCAUCAAGGCGGAGGUAGACGUGAAGACGUCGACGUUCGUGCGCUCGAUGGGGAACGAGCCGCUGCAGCGGCACGGUGCGCCGUGUGUGGCGGCAACGCAGACCGGCGUGGUGUCCGUGACCGACUGCCGGGCUGCUUCCAAGGACGGAACGGGCAGCGUCGUGUCGGUGCGGGACGACGGAUCGCUGGUGUCUUGGAACGGCGGGUCCUGGACGGGUUUCCGCGGAAGCGGCGUCGCGAACGUGCUUGAUCACGGAAGGUUGACACUGCGCACGGUGACGGUGUCGCUGCGCGAGAUCCCGGUGGCGACCGAAGCGCGCGUGGCGCCGGGACGACUGCGCGGGAUGCUUGCGGCCAUGAACGGCUACAAGCACGCCGCGGCUGCUCCGAGCGCGACUCCGGCCGCUGACGACUCCAGGGGAGCUGGCAGUCCCGCGGCCGUUGGGGACGAGCAGGCGUCCGGCACGGAGCGCUCGCAGUUCCAAGUGGGUCCUGUCUACCGCGUUCGUGGCCACGGCAGCACCCUCGCGCUGGAGGACUGCCGAGUCGAGGGGUACGGCACUGCGCUGUCGCUUGCCGCGGGGACGUGCAGUGCGAACGUGCAGCGGUGUCAGAUCGACGGCCGAUCAGGGCACGCCGACAACGUCCUCGUCAUCGCGCAGGGCGUGGACUGCAAGGCCACGCUUGCGCACAGCAAGCUCACCGGCAGCGACGGCAGCCCCGUUGUCGUCGCGACGGACGGCAGCUGCGUCGAGGCGCACAACUGCAUCAUCGAGGCAGCAGGCUCCGCGCCGGCGGUGUUCACGGACGGCCUGGGGAGCAAGAUCUUCCUCGGCGACAGCAUCGGCCACCAGCGCGAGGACGACGGCGUUUCCCCGAUCGUCGUCGCAGGUGCAGGCGGCGUCGCGAUGCUGCAGCGUACCGCGAUCAACGCACGCCCCGGAGCGACCGUUUCCACCUGCGUCGCGAGCGGGGUGGCCGCGCAGGUUGUUGCGGAGGACUGCGUGCUGGGCACUCCUGCGGGCGACGAACAGGACGUGAUCGCGGCCAUGGACUCCCCCGCUGCCUCCCCGACGAAGAACGGGCCCAAGUCCAGGGCGCGGUCCUACGUUGGGGUGACGUUCUCCCCCGACGGCGAGCCCAACCUGCCCGGGAGCAGCGCCACCCCGGCAGGGGAGUCCGGCGCCGGCGAUGCUUGCGUCACAGCGACGGGCGGCGGGCGUGGCGUGCUUGCGCGGUGCCGCGUCGUGGCAGCUGCUCGCGGCGUCGGCGCCCUGCUUGCCGAGGGCGAUGAGAGCACGAUCUGUGCUGACGACUGUCAUCUGGUCGGGAACCGCGUGCCCGCGCUCGUGGCGAGGGAUGGCGCGCACGUGGCCAUCGACGGAGGCUCCGCUGCGUCCAUCAAGGCUCCCGUUGUGCGGACCGUCGGCGCGGGGGCUAGGGUCAUUGCGUCGUGUUCUACUUUGACGGCGUCUGGGGCGCCGGUGGUGGAUGCUGACGUGGCAGGGAGCGUCGAGACCCCGAACAGCAAGCUAUCGACGGACGGGUUCGUGGGAGGGCCGGACGCGCAGCUGGUCGUCGUUGGGAAGCAUCACGCGCCAAUUGCGCACGUGCAACAGGACGGCGGGCCGCUUGGCGCCACGCCGCCGUUGCAGCGCGUCCACACCCUUCAGGCGACUGGGUCGCUCAACUCCUCGCCGUCGAGGGCUCUGCACGAGGCGCACGACCACAGCUUCUCUGCCCAGCUGUCUGGCGUCGGGUCGCCCGUCGCAGCAACCGUGCCCGCCGCGGGGCAAGAGGGCAGCGUGUCGGCGAGGGGCUCUUCGGCGCGCAAGGCCGCGCCCCCGCUGGACUCCUCCGUCGACUUGUCGCCGCACCGGCCACUCGACGAGCCGCCGCAGGACAUUUUCGGCGUCGGCAGCCCCGACCAGGCCGCGCCGUUGCGGGUCCUCAGCAAGCGCUCCAGCGGCGUGGAUCCGUUCGCGUCCAGGCAGUCAACGGACGCAGACAACGCGAUGCUCGACUCCGCGGGCAUUCACACCAUGGUGUCGCUCUCAGGGACAGACGCGCACGUGCACCUGCAGGGCGCCUCGCACCAGAACGCCCCCGCUGCCGGCUCCGGCCACCUCGCCGACAGCGUGCACAGAGAUGGAGAAGACGUCCCCGCGGAGGCGCGGGGGCCGCAGGAGGCCAUGCAUGAUGACGAUGACUACUUCGAGGGGGAUGGCGCGGCCGGGUGGCGGCGGGACGUGCACGGUGGUGUACGACGACCGCCUGGGGAGCACGUCGCGGUCCCGGAGCCGGUCCUGCGUCUGGAGGACUACCCGGGCGACCCUGCCGUGGGUGGAUCCCGGUCGCAGCAGUCGCUGACGCCGAGCGGGCGGGUCGCGAGGCAUUUCGGUGGGGAUGGGAGCCGUGGCACGGUCGAUAGCACCCCGCUGUCGCUCGCGAAGCCGAAUACGAGCGUCGCGGAGACGAGCGGGGCGCUGACGGGCGCCACGCCCCGCGACUACGAGCACGACGUCGGCGCGAGCCGCAGCAUGCUCCGGCGCGCGCGCAACCGCGCGUCAGGCGGCAGCCACGGCACGGGCGGGCGGGCCUCGGACUACCGCCCGGAGAGCGUCCAGUACCGCUCCGCGAACGAGGCAAGCGUCGCACAGAGCCUGGAGAGGGUGCGGCGGUCGCUCGCGGGGACCGGGAGCGACGACGAGGCCUCGUCGGUGUCGCGCAGGACGGGCGAGCUCAAGGCGGACGUGGCGGCGGAGCUCGCUGCGUCCGGCGCGAACCUGGACAUGGCGCGCGUCAAGGUGGGCGCGGCGCGGCCCUCGUCGCCGCAGCGGUCGCCGCGGGGCGAGAUCGCGACCAUGGCGUCGCUCCCCGCGAUGCGCACGCCCCCCGCGCGCGCCCGGGGCAUCGGGCGGUUCCACAGCAUGGAGGCGACGAUGCUGCCGUCGGCGGGGAGCGGGGAGGGCGUUCCGCCGCGGUCCGAGAGGCGCGUGGAGCUGCGGCUGUCGCCCGCGGACAUCGCGAGCGCGUGGGAGACGUACGAGGACUACCAGAGCAGCGAGGGCCCCGGCGGCGUGUCGCUGCGCACUGCGCGGUCGCUCGUGCAGAGGCGCGGCGUCCGUCUGGACUCCUUCGCGGCGCUCUGGCAGCUCGCGACGUCGGACGCGGUCGUUGAGUUGGAUGCGGAGGCCGGAGCGGCGGGGCGGGGCGCGCGGGUGCAGCAGGGCAACCUGGGCCCCGCGGGGCUGUGCGUGCUCAUGUCUGCAGUGCGCAAGGUGGCGCAGGGGGAGCCGACGCCGACGGCCGUGGCCUCGGGGUCCCUCAAGAUGCUCGGGGGGUCGUAG
Molecule: messenger RNA, 7746 nt
Organism: Pedinophyceae sp. YPF-701
Lineage: Eukaryota; Viridiplantae; Chlorophyta; Pedinophyceae
Source: the annotation of a GenBank genome assembly